This is a messenger RNA of Octopus sinensis (East Asian common octopus), 4119 nucleotides long. Its product is annotated as putative elongator complex protein 1. Gene Ontology annotation, biological process: tRNA wobble base 5-methoxycarbonylmethyl-2-thiouridinylation. NCBI's taxonomy places the organism in Eukaryota, Metazoa, Mollusca, Cephalopoda, Octopoda, Octopodidae. Bases 91 to 4068 code for a protein of 1325 amino acids. Gene Ontology annotation, molecular function: tRNA binding; protein binding. The record is from RefSeq and is a predicted model, not a curated record. Gene Ontology annotation, cellular component: cytosol; elongator holoenzyme complex. The transcript has 34 exons.
UUGUAUUUUCUGCGGGCCUAUUAACAUGGCGUAGCAUUCCCUCGUGGUGUGAAUAGACUUAUGUUUGUAUUUAUAGAAUGAAACUGUAACAUGAAGAACCUUAAAUUAUUACACUGUUCCCAGACUGAGGAACUGAAGUCAUUCUUAAAGGACACAAUUUGUAUUACAACUGACUGUGACACAGGACAUGUUUUCUGUGCAACAAAGCAUGGGGAUCUUGUACAAAUAGAUUCCAAUCAGAACAAGUUCCUUAAUGCUGUGAACCUGGUUUGUGAAGGCCACCUGUCUAACGAACAAAGUGUUACCUAUUUACAACACCUGCCAGAACAACAAAGUGUGAGUGCUGUCACAAACAGUGGAAGUAUUCUUUUAUGGUUUUACCUGGAACAACUUGUUGAAUGUGUUGGUGAUGUUGAAGAUGGCAUUAUUGGUUCUGCUUGGAGUCCUGACCAAGAACUGUUAGUUGUUAUUUCAGGCUCUAAUUCUUUGAUUUUAAUGACCAGAGAUUUUGAUCUUCUGCAAGAAACAGCAUUACAUCCAGAUACAUUUGGUGAAGCUGAAUUCAUAAACGUUGGCUGGGGUAAGAAAGAAACACAGUUCCAUGGAACCGAAGGUAAAGAAGCAGCCAAGAAGAAAUCUGAGCCAGCCCAGCCAGCCCUAGAAUGGGAUGAUAUGAAGGCCUAUAUUAGUUGGCGUGGAGAUGGCCAAUACUUUGUGACUUCUACCAUACAUCAAGGUUAUCGUCAGCUCAGAGUUUGGACAAGAGAGGCUGUUCUUCAUUCCACCAGUGAGUUAGUAGUUGGUCAAGAAAAAGAGGUUGCUUGGAAACCUACUGGCAGUUUAAUUGUUAGUUCUCAGGUCAAGCCAAAUAAACAUGAUAUUAUAUUCUUUGAACAGAAUGGUUUACAACAUGGGGAGUUCACUUUACCUUUUGAUGUUCAAACCACACAGGUGAAGAAACUUCUUUGGAACAUAGACUCCACAGUGUUGCUGAUAUGGUGUGAAGAACUGAACAAAAAUGAAAAACUCCAGCCAAAGUCUUUCAUCCAGUUAUGGACAGUUAACAACUAUCACUGGUACCUAAAACAGAGUUUAGUCUUUGAUCCAGCCAAAGAGAAGGAAGUUGCAGCUCUUCUAUGGGACCCUGAACAAGCAUACAAGCUGCAUAUUGUCACUUCAGAUGGUUGCUAUAUGCAUUACUCAUGGUACUGGAACACUGUAGUCAGUGAUGAAAGUGUUGUGGCUGUCAUUGAUGGAGCUCAGAUUUUGGUAACCCCCAUGGCACUACAGGUGGUACCACCUCCUAUGUAUACCUACAAAUUGCUGCUUCCUGCUCCUGCCAACCAAGUGUUUUUUUUCCCAUCGUCACCAUUGAAUAACUAUGGUAUGCCCACAGCUGAUAUUGGUGUUCUUUUAGACAAUGGAGUGAUUGCAUUGUUUACUUAUCGUGAAAACAACAUUGAAUCAACUGAUAAAUCAGCUGUUGAAAUAUGUGGAGGCAGAGAAUUUAGUGUAAAAUGUCCUCUUCCUCGCUUAUUAGGCUCAUUUGAACCUGUAGAAAACUAUGGAACAUUUCCGUUAUCAGUACACACAGUUUUGGGUAUCAGUGACACAGUUCUCAUGUAUUGCCUCCAGAAAGAUGAUACCAGUGUCCUCUGUGAAGUAACUCUCUCUCAAAAAGAUAAUACAUUUACUCAAAGCUCUACACAGGUUGUACCUGACAAUAUCUUUAACAUGACAUAUGCUGCUGCUGUUAAUACCAUUUUCAUACAAACCUUGCAGAGAGAAAUCCUGGCUUAUGAUAUUAGUACCCAAGUUUUAUCUCCUUGGAUGUCUGAAGCUGGAGCACCUGUGGUAUUUCCUCAGCGGUGUACAACUAUGGCUGUCUGUCAGAUCAGUGGCAAGGUUGUGAUUCUGGGUCUAACAUCAAAGCACCGUCUCUACAUAAAUGAUAAAGAGUUGGCUAAUAACUGUACAUCAAUGGCUGUCCAUGAAAAAUUUUUGAUUUUGACUACACUAAGCCAUACAUGUCGGUUCUUGAACUUGAAAACAAAUACUAAAGAUAUUGCCACACUUCAUGAAAACAGUGGACACCCUUUUGAUGAGAUUAUACGUCGAGUGGAGCGAGGUUCGUGUAUUGUUACAGUCGUACAUAACAGUACAAAACUUGUGUUACAAAUGCCACGCGGCAACCUUGAAACUGUCCAUCCCCGAGCUUUGCUACUUUCUUCCAUUCAACAGAAACUAAAUAACCUCAAGUAUCAUGAUGCAUUGGCUCUUAUGAGAAAACACAGAAUAAAUAUGAAUUUAGUUUAUGACCAUAAUCCAUCAUUGUUUUUAACCAAUAUUGAAAGUUUUGUCAAACAAGUAUCAGAAGACAAUCUUCUCACGUUGUUCUUAUCAGAGCUUGGAAUGGAAGAUUCUACACAAACAAUGUAUGCCAGUUCUUAUUCUGAUCGAGCCACUUUGAAUAAAUCUGAAGAUGGCGAGAACUCAUCCAAAGUGAACAUAGUCUGUGAUGCUAUCAUUGAAAUUUUAUACAAGGAAGAAAAGGAAAGGCUUGUAUUACCAAUUCUCACUGCUCAUAUCAAGAAAAACCCUCCUGAAAUUGAAAAGGCCUUAACAGUCAUUUAUAAAAUUAAAGCCAAUCCUGAUAGUACAACAUCAUUAGAAGAAACACUACGCCAUAUUCUUUGUAUGGUUGACAUCAACGAACUGUAUAACGUAGCACUGGGGAUGUAUGACUUUGAUAUUGUUCUCAUGGUGGCUGAGAAGUCACAGAAGGACCCCAAAGAGUAUCUUCCGUUUCUGAAUAACUUGCAGAGUAUGGAAAUGAAUUACCAGAAAUUUACAAUUGAUAAAUAUCUGAAAAGAUUUCCUAAAGCUCUGGGACAUAUAGUAAAAUGUGGUCCUGAUCAUUGGAAUGAAUGCCUGCAGUUUAUUGAAGAACACAAGCUCUAUAAAGAAGCCUUGAAGUUAUAUAAAUCCACAAGUACAGAGUUUAAAUUGAUAGCAAGUAGUUAUGGUGAUGAUCUGCUGCUACAAAAGCACCAUGAAGAAGCAGGAGUGAUGUAUAUAAAAGCUAACAAAUGGGAAAAUGCUCUUCAGUGCUUCCAGAAAACUUUGAAUAUUCAACAGGCCAUGUGUAUGGCACACCAACUGAACUAUUCCAGGAAUCAAAUCAUUGAACUUUGCAACACAAUGGCAGUUUCCCUGAAAUCUGUGAACAGACAUCAAGAUGCUGCUGUCCUGUAUGAACAAUAUGUGGAGGAUGUAGAAGAAGCAAUUGUGACUUUGAUAGAGGGCUCUUUGUGGACAGAAUCCCUUCGAUUGAUGUACAAAUAUAAAAGACAAGAUUUUAUCGAGACUAAUUUGAAAGAAGCUAUUCUCACUGCCUACCAGAAUGAAAUGGAUUCUUUAGAAAGCAUGUUUACUGACUUUAAACGUCAUAUGAAACGGUUGGUUUUGGUGAGAGAGGAAAAACAAAAGGCUAAACUUGAUUUAUACGAAGAUGAAGGUUUAAUAACCAAUGCCGACUUAUAUUCUGAAUCCAGCAGUAUUGCUGGAGACAGUGUCGUUUCAGUGACAAGUAACAGAACAUCAAUGCUCAGUCGAUCUACAGGAAGAUCCUCCAGAAAUCGUCGGAAAAUGGAAAAGAAGAAAUGGAGUCUAAAAGAAGGAAGCCUUUUCGAAGAAUUUGCAUUAGUUGAGGAAUUGAGUAAAAUUAUCAAACAAGUGGAUACGCUGCGAGCUGACACCCAUUCUCUGCUGCUUGUGCUGGUUCAGUUUGACUUUGAAAGUAAAGCUGAACAACUGCAGGAAUUUUAUGACAAUUUCCUGAAGCAUAUUGAGAAAAAUCUACCAACUUUACGUAAACCAAGUGGUGAGAAACAACAGCUUUCAUUGGGACCCAGUCUAACAGCCAAUGUUAUUGCUGCAGCUGUUCAACAGGGCCAAAACCUCAACAGCGAUGCAGAACCUGAUCCCUCUCAAAUGGUACCGAGUAGUCUCAACAGCAGUCUUAAAUGGAAAUUGCAUGUAAUUAGUAAUAAUCAGAAGAAACAAUAAUUUCACCAUGAGUAAUUGAAUAAACUUAUCUGUCUAUAUAUAUAUAUAUAU